Messenger RNA from Chironomus riparius, 2564 nucleotides. NCBI's taxonomy places the organism in Eukaryota, Metazoa, Arthropoda, Insecta, Diptera, Chironomidae. The record is from the annotation of a GenBank genome assembly.
AAAAAAGGUUGGCAACACUGGUAUAAACAACAAUAAAAUCAAAAUUCAUGAAAUAAAUUAUUUCACAAUUUUAUUCGCUAAUAUCCAGUGAGUUACAAUGAGUAGCGAUAAUGUAAAGGUUAUAUCGCCUAAUAAAGACAUAAAAAUUGUAAAAUGGAUUGUACAUAAAGGAUCGCAAGUAUCAAACGGAUCAGUUCUAUUGCUAUAUCAUGAAAAUGGCGAUGAAAAGACUCAAGAACGCUUAAAAAAUACAACAUGCGGUACAGUCAAGAGUUUAUUGUAUAAGGAAGGUGAUAAUGUGCCUAAAAGCUCGCCGCUUCUUGAAAUUAAGGAAUGUUUUCAUACUACAAUAUUACUGGAUUUAUGUGCGGAUUGUGGAACUGAUUUGCAACAAAUCGACAUGACAAAAUCGUCAAAAGCAUCCGUACCAAUGAUUCAUUCAAUUCCAGAAUUAAAAGUUUCUGAAGAAUUGGCAAAGAAGCUUGGGCGAGCAGAUACUGACCGAUUAUUGAAUGAUCGUAAAUUGGCUUUACUUGUUGACUUGGAUCAGACAUUAAUCCACACAACAAACGACUCUGUUCCUAAUAAUUUAAAAGAUGUCUAUCAUUUUCAACUUUAUGGACCAAGUUCGCCAUGGUAUCACACAAGGCUACGUCCUGGAACACUAGAAUUUCUUAAAAAAAUUGAACAGAUUUAUGAAUUGCAUAUUUGCACUUUUGGCGCUAGAAAUUAUGCUCACAUGAUCUGUACCUUUUUGGACGAGAAUGGACGUCUAUUUUCACAUCGCAUCUUAUCAAGGGACGAAUGUCUUAAUGCAACAAGCAAAAAAGAUAAUUUAAAGGCUCUAUUCCCAGACGAUUGUGCUGAUUCUAUGGUUUGUAUUAUCGAUGAUCGCGAAGAUGUCUGGAACUAUGCAAAGAACUUAAUUCAAGUCAAACCAUAUCAUUUCUUUCAAAAUACUGGCGACAUUAAUGCUCCACCUAAUCUAGCUAAAAAGGAACUAGAUGGCGAAGGUGUUGAUUUUAAAAAAUACGUAAAACUUCAAAAGGCAAGCAAAUCAAAAGGACAAUCACCAAAGAUUGAUGAAACUGCAAACAAUAACUUCUCUAAUGAUGAAAGCCAAGAUACCUCAAAGUCUAAUGAUCAACAUAUUGAAAAUGAUAAGCAAAAAACUGAAAGCAAUCAGAUUGAAACUAAGGAAGUUAAUGAAAAGAAGCCUGUGGAAACUGACAUUGAAAUGAUAGAGAAAGAAACGGAACUAAAGCCUGCUAAUAAAGAAAUUGAUGAGAAAAAGUUCCCCGAUGUUGAAAUGAAUGAUAAAGGAACUGAAAUGAAGUCAAUCAAUGAGGAGAAAAUUAAUGAUAUUGAUGAAAAGAAGACGACUGACGUAGAAAUGAACGAUAAAGGAACCGAUUUGGCGCCUAAAAGUCUUGAAAAUAAUGAAAAAGAAGACAUCAGUAAAAAGUCUGAAGAUUCUGAUGUGGAAAUGAUGGAAAAAAGUGCUGAUCUCAAGUCCAUCACAGAAGUAGAAAAUAGAAAGGAAGAUUUGAAGAAAUCCGAGACUGACAUUGAAAUGAAGGAAAAUGGCUCAGACAAAGACGACGAUGAAAUGGCUCUGAAAAACAAUGAUGAUGAUAAUUUAAUAGAAGUUCAAGAUCCAGACGAUUAUCUUCUCUACCUCGAGUCAAUUUUACAGAAAAUCCAUGAGCGCUUUUACGAGCAAUACGAUAAAACAAAGGAAAUACCCGACCUGAAAUAUUUGAUCCCACAUCUUAAAUCGGAAGUUCUAAUAGGCGUUAAAAUUGUAUUUUCGGGACUAGUUCCGAAUAAUGUUAAAAUAGAAUACAGUCGACCGUAUUUGAUUGCUAAGAAUUUAGGAGCAACAGUCAUGAAUGAGAUUACAGAUGAAACGACGCAUUUGGUCGCGGCAUCAACUGGAACACAAAAAGUAUUUCAAGCACAAAAGAAUAAAAAAAUUGCUAUUGUAACUCCGGAAUGGCUUUGGACGUGUGCUGAACGAUGGGAGCAUGUCGAAGAAAAGUUAUUUCCAAUAAGUUCAAAUAAGACACUUAAAAUGAGGCAAAUUCCAGCACAUUGUUCGCCCGAGAGAAUAACUGGCGAACAACCAGAAAAAGUUAAAUUCAAUAAUCCAUACCUACAAAUGUCUGAUGAUGAUAUUGCAUCUAUGGAAGCGGAAGUUGAAGACGAUAGUAGCGAUACAGACAGUGAUGAUGAGCGAGAGGAUACACCUGAAGUUGAUCGAGGAUUAAGGAAAAGAAAAAGGUCUGAAUGUGAAAGGCAGGCGUCAUCAAAAUUACUUCAAUCAAUCAACAUUAGUGGAAAGGAUGGAAAUGAAUCGGAUCAAUCAAGUCAGUCUGGCAAAUCAAAGAGCUCAUCAGAAUCAGAGACUCUAGUCGCGAAAUUCAGAAGAGGAGAAAAAGUAUCAGACAUGGAGAACACAAAUGACAGCACACAAAGUUCAGAGGAUGAUGCUGAGUGGAAUGAAAUGGGAGCUGAACUGGAAAAAGGUUUCCUCGAUGAAGAGGAUUAAAAGUGAAUUAAAG